Bolinopsis microptera is the source of this 1885-nucleotide messenger RNA. Its product is annotated as probable fumarate hydratase, mitochondrial. Gene Ontology annotation, cellular component: tricarboxylic acid cycle heteromeric enzyme complex; mitochondrion. The record is from RefSeq and is a predicted model, not a curated record. Gene Ontology annotation, molecular function: fumarate hydratase activity. Gene Ontology annotation, biological process: malate metabolic process; tricarboxylic acid cycle; fumarate metabolic process. Bases 25 to 1473 code for a protein of 482 amino acids. The transcript has 11 exons. NCBI's taxonomy places the organism in Eukaryota, Metazoa, Ctenophora, Tentaculata, Lobata, Bolinopsidae.
UACAAAUCUAUUACAUUUAUUGAGAUGUUGAGGCGCGGAGUGACCAAGUCCAAUAAAAUCCUCCAAACAUGCUGUAGGUACAUGGCCACCCGCUCUGAAACAGACAGUUUUGGCCCAAUUGAUGUGCCAGCUGAGAAAUAUUAUGGAGCUCAAACAGCCCGAUCUGCAAUGAACUUCAAAAUAGGAGGCCCAACUGAACGAAUGCCGGUGCCAUUGAUAAGAGCGUUUGGACAACUGAAGCAAGCAUGUGCUAUUGUCAACAUGAAGUAUGGACUCGACAAGACAGUUGGAGACACUAUAGUCAAGGCUACUGAUGAGCUGAUAAAAGGAGAUCUGGAUGACCACUUUCCUCUUGUUAUCUGGCAGACAGGUUCUGGUACUCAGAGCAACAUGAACGUCAACGAGGUCAUCUCUAACCGAUCAAUCGAGAUGUUGGGAGGUGAGAUUGGUAGCAAGACACCAGUGCAUCCUAAUGAUCAUGUCAACAAAGGACAGAGUUCCAAUGAUACCUUCCCCACUGCAAUGCACAUCGCCGUAGCUCAGGAGUGUCACACUUGCCUCCUACCUGGAUUGAAAGUUCUGCACAAGGCACUGAAGGAGAAAGCUGAUGAAUUCGCUGAUAUUAUCAAGAUCGGACGAACGCAUACCCAGGACGCCACUCCCCUUACGCUGGGACAAGAGUUCAGUGGAUAUGUAACUCAGAUGGAGUAUGCUAUUGAUCGUGUCAAUGAUGCUUUACCAAGAGUCUACCAACUCGCUAUUGGCGGCACAGCUGUGGGUACUGGUUUGAACACUUACAAGGGGUAUUCUGAGGACGUAGCGGCUGUUCUGUCUGAGAAGACUAAACUCCCAUUCGUGUCAGCCCCCAACAAGUUUGAAGCUCUUGCUGCUCACGAUGCCAUGGUGGAACUAUCUGGCGCACUGAACACGAUAUCAUGUAGUAUAAUGAAGAUAGCUAACGAUAUCAGAUUCCUGGGGUCAGGACCUCGUUGUGGUCUGGGAGAAUUGUCUCUGCCUGAGAACGAGCCUGGUAGCAGCAUUAUGCCCGGCAAGAUUAAUCCCACACAGUGCGAGGCUAUUACCAUGGUCGCGGCUCAGGUUAUGGGUAACCACGUGGCAGUAACAGUAGGCGGAAGUAACGGACACUUCGAACUCAACGUCUUUAAACCCAUGAUGGUAGCUAACGUUCUCCGCUCAACUCGUCUCCUAGGUGACUCGUGUGUAAGUUUCUCUAAGAACUGUGUGGAAGGUAUUGUGGCUAACAGAGAUACGAUAGAUAGACUUCUUAACGAGUCUCUUAUGCUGGUGACCGCUCUCAACCCUCACAUUGGUUACGAUAACGCCACUAAGAUUGCCAAGAAAGCUCACAAAGACGGCACAACCCUGCUCCAGUCAGCUCUUGCUCUGGAACUGCUCACUGAGGAACAGUUCAAGGAGUGGGUCAGACCCGAAAUUAUGCUCGGACCUAAAUAGAUAUUGGAAGAUAAGAUACGAAGUAGGCUAAAUGUGGGAGAAACAGAUCGAGUCUGAGGAGGUUUUGAUACAGAUAAAGGAAGUGCGAUGGCGGGACUUGUGUGAGAGAAAAAUUGGUUGUGUCAUUUCUCAACAGAGAUCUAAAUUUAGUAACAAAGCCCUCGAGAUAGAAUCAGACGUUCGUCAUCAUGAAGUUUCUUGGAAUGAUUUUUUACAUCGUAAUGGUCGGGUCAGGUUAAAAAUUGCAUAUUUUAUCUCAGUACAUAUUCUUGACACAUAUUAUGAUACAUUUUUCUAGCGCUCCGCUAGUUUGGUUUUAAGCCCUUCCUUUCGUCGUUAUAAAUUAUUGAAUGAGAAUUAGUUUUGUAAAUUUGUUUUGUAAAUAAUUGAGACGUCAUGGAAAACCAGAAAA